UCAAACGAAAAUACAUCUUCGGAGUUUACAUUAAAAACGGAACAUGUGCUUGGAUAAUCCAGAUACUUUUAUACAAACAAUUGACUCUGGGUCUUACGCAAGUAUCCACCUGAAAAUGAAGGAGAGAAAAUCAAGAUGAAUAGGAGUUUAUCAUACGUGGGAAUUUUUGUUUGUGUGAACAGCGUUUUUUCCUACAGAGUAUAUCAAAACCUGAUACCAAAUGGCAACAAAGUACCCCACCCUUGUAACAAAGGCCAAACAUGGCAAGGAGUUGGACAUCGACAAAAUGACGGCGGAGAUGAACUAAAUCCGUUUGGAAUCGACUUUCAGCAAUUCGGAGAGUGGAAUAAAAAGCUGUGCCUAUUGGAUUCUGAUGGGGAUGGGAGACACAAUGGUGAAGAACUUGGUGAUCCCAAUUGUACAUGGAAGACACCGUAUGAUACUGUCAACCUCCUUACAAUAAAUUUAUCUCAUCCAGGGAUUUGUGAACCAUUAGAUAGUUCAUUGUGUCAGGAAAGAGCAUGGCUUUCUUGCGAAGCAUCCAUAGACGACUGUCCAUCGCUGAAGGAAAAAGAUACAAGAAAUAUAACUGUAAAGAUGCCAAAAAGGAAAGUACCAAAGCAGACGACAACUUACAUGUGUCUGAUAUUUGAAUUUCCACAAGACCAAGAUUACCACAUCGUAGCAACAAAGCCCGCCAUUGACAACAAACACGUUAUGCAUCAUAUUCUCUUAUUUGGUUGUGACGAAUCAGUGGAAGACAUCACAGAAGACAUGAAUGAACCAUUUACCUGUGGUAUGAUUGCGAGCCCUAAAUGCUCGAGUGUGAUUGGUAUUUGGAGUAUGGGAAUGUCAGGGGAAUGUUCACACAAUAGUUCAGGGUUCCGAAUAGGAAAGAACGGGUUUAGGAAAGGUGCACUUCAGAUUCAUUGGAACAACCCUGACCUCCACGACGGGAUGACAGAUGCGUCUGGGAUGACAAUAUUUUACACGCAUGUAUUACGGCAAUACGACGCUGGAAUUAUGAUAGUCGGGCAGUAUUGGAUUGAUCUUGCGCCAAAGAAAAAGAGAGUUGUCGUUACUGGCGAAUGUUCACCUGACUGUUCAGACAAGCUUAUUGAAGAUGAAAUCUUUAUUACUUCUGGAUAUAAUCAUAUGCAUUAUUUAGGUCGUCAAGAACGUAUAGAACUUUACCGUAAAGACAGAAAAAUAAAAGAUCUAGCAUAUGACCAGAAUUUCAACUACGACAUGCCUGUGCUUCAUAGCUAUCAGGAACCAGUAAAGUUAAAACCAGGAGAUGAAAUAAAAGUAACAUGUAUAUAUUCUACAACUUCACGUUCAGAAAAUGUUCAUUUUGGAUAUUCUACAUCAGAUGAAAUGUGUCUUGGAUUUUUAACUUAUUUUCCAAAAGAAAACUUGAAAGAUCCAUAUUGCACAAAUUGGAAGUCAAUAUCAAGGUGUCUUUUAUGGAAAGAAGAUGUUGACACAGAUGUGCAGGGAUGCUAUAUUCAACGUUUAUUACAAGGUCAUGAUGUAACAGCCAAUCAAAUCAUUCAAAACAUUAUGCAAGCAUGUGCUCCAUUUGAAACAUGUUCUGAUUGGUGCAGGUUUUCUUUGAAUGCAGCCAGACAGCAUCCAUGUUUCCAAGGCGAUGUGUUGGAUUUUAUUGGCUUUGAAACCAUACAUGAUUUACCAAAAUUUCUUAUUCCAUUUAUAUUAUGUGAUUUCAAAAGAGAUAUGAAUUUUUCAACAGAAGUGAUAUUUAAGAAACAGCAGACAUUUGUUCCUGUAAACCAACAUAAUUUGUCUAUAUGUCACCCAAAACUUUCUCAUGUUUCAUUAAUUCUUUUAGAUUUUAUACUUUUUAUCCUCAUUAGCUAA
This is a messenger RNA of Mytilus trossulus (common blue mussel), 1881 nucleotides long. RefSeq names its product tyramine beta-hydroxylase-like. Bases 136 to 1881 code for a protein of 581 amino acids. The record is from RefSeq and is a predicted model, not a curated record. The transcript has 9 exons. Lineage: Eukaryota; Metazoa; Mollusca; Bivalvia; Mytilida; Mytilidae. Gene Ontology annotation, molecular function: copper ion binding; dopamine beta-monooxygenase activity.